This is a messenger RNA of Sorex fumeus (smoky shrew), 8125 nucleotides long. It is a transcript of the gene DENND4A, whose product is annotated as DENN domain containing 4A. Gene Ontology annotation, biological process: regulation of Rab protein signal transduction. The record is from RefSeq and is a predicted model, not a curated record. Gene Ontology annotation, molecular function: protein binding. The transcript has 35 exons. Gene Ontology annotation, cellular component: cytoplasmic vesicle. Bases 389 to 6136 code for a protein of 1915 amino acids. NCBI's taxonomy places the organism in Eukaryota, Metazoa, Chordata, Mammalia, Eulipotyphla, Soricidae.
CCCGAGCGGGAGGCGGAGGCAGCGGCGGCCGCGCGGGGCGGGGAAGCCCCGAGUGACGGGCGCGCGGGCCCGGGCGGCGCGGGGCGGAGCGCCCGGCUGGGGCCGAGCUGACGGCGGCAGCUCCGCGUGUCCCGGCGCUGCGGAGCGGGCGCCUCCCGCGCGGAGCACAGUAUUCUCCAAAACUGAAGCUUGUAGAAUUCACAAAUUGAGAUCUGGGUAUCAUUUUCACCGUGACCUUCAGUAAUGUGUAGCAAAUGCGUAACAACCCUCCCCAAAUGGAGUGACUGAAGAAAUUAAAAAGAAACUGAAUUGACUGAGCAGAGAUUGAAAGAGAAGAGCAAAUUAGUCUUCAUUAAUUGCUGAAUAGAUGUUCCUUCUGUAAUGGAAGAUGAUUGAAGACAAGGGCCCUCGAGUUGCUGACUAUUUUGUGGUGGCAGGAUUGACUGAUGUCUCAAAGCCUCUGGAAGAGGAAAUUCACUUCAAUGAUGCCUGCCACAAAGUAGCUAAGCCAAAGGAACCUAUCACUGAUGUUUCAGUUAUUAUGAAAUCUCUUGGGGAGGAAGUUCCGCGGGAUUAUGUUUGUAUUGAUGUCACCCCAAGUGGACUAUCCGCUGACCUCAAUAAUGGAAGUCUUGUGGGUCCACAGACUUACCUCUGCUAUAAAAGAGGAAGAGAUAAACCUCCACUUACAGAUCUGGGGGUCUUGUACGACUGGAAAGAACGCUUGAAACAAGGCUGUGAAAUCAUUGAGACUACUCCCUACGGACGCCCUGCCAACAUCAGCGGGGGCACGUCUUCACAGCGGGUCUACAUCACUUACCGGAGAGCCUCUGAGAACAUGACCCAAAACACGCUGGCUGUCACAGACAUAUGCAUUAUCAUACCCAGUAAGGGAGAAAGCCCUCCACACACAUUCUGUAAGGUGGACAAGAACCUCAGUAAUAGUAUGUGGGGGUCAGCUGUGUACUUAUGUUAUAAAAAAUCGGUGGCAAAGACUAAUACUAUAUCAUACAAAGCUGGUCUAAUUUGUAGGUAUCCUCAAGAAGAUUAUGAGUCAUUCUCACUACCAGAAUCUGUUCCCCUAUUUUGUUUACCAAUGGGCGCAACCAUUGAAUGUUGGCCACCAAAUAGCAAAUACCCUCUCCCAGUAUUUUCUACUUUUGUGUUAACUGGAGCCUCAGCUGAAAAGGUCUAUGGUGCUGCUAUUCAGUUCUAUGAACCAUACCCUGAAGAAAAUCUCGCAGAAAAGCAGAGACUUCUUUUGGGCUUAACUUCAUCAGCAGAUGGGAAGUCUGACAGUUCCAAAACAAUCCAGACUAAUAAGUGCAUCUGUCUCCUUUCCCACUGGCCUUUCUUUGAUGCGUUCAGAAAAUUUCUGACUUUCCUGUAUCGUUAUUCCAUCUCUGGACCUCACGUGCUUCCCAUUGAGAAGCAUAUUUCUCAUUUUAUGCAUAAAGUUCCUUUUCCAUCUCCUCAGAGACCACGGAUUUUAGUUCAGUUAUCACCACAUGAUAAUCUGAUUCUCAGCCAGCCUGUGUCGUCACCUCUUCCACUCAGUGGUGGAAAGUUUUCAACACUACUCCAGAAUUUAGGCCCUGAAAAUGCUGUGACUCUGCUGGUGUUUGCAGUGACCGAGCACAAGAUUCUCAUUCAUUCCCUGCGGCCCUCCGUGCUCACUAGUGUAACAGAGGCCCUGGUAUCCAUGAUUUUCCCUUUCCACUGGCCGUGUCCCUAUGUUCCUCUCUGCCCACUGGCUCUAGCCGACGUCUUGAGUGCACCGUGCCCUUUCAUAGUAGGAAUUGAUUCCAGAUACUUUGAUCUCUAUGACCCCCCACCAGAUGUUAGUUGUGUUGAUCUAGAUACCAACACCAUUUCACAAAUUGGUGACAAGAAAAAUGUAGCCUGGAAGAUACUUCCAAAGAAGCCAUGUAAAAAUCUGAUGAACACACUGAAUAAUUUGCAUCAGCAACUGGCAAAGUUGCAGCAGAGACCAAGAGACGACGGACUGAUGGAUCUCGCCACGAAUGACUAUGAUUUUAAUUCCGGAAAGAGAUUGCAUAUGAUAGAUUUGGAAAUCCAAGAGGCAUUUUUGUUUUUCAUGGCUUCAAUUUUAAAAGGCUACAGGUCAUACUUAAGACCAAUAACUCAAGCCCCGUCUGAGACAGCCACGGAUGCCAGCUCUCUGUUUGCUCUUCAAGCUUUCUUAAGAAGCCGGGACCGGUCACAUCAAAAAUUUUAUAACUUGAUGACCAAAACACAAAUGUUCAUUCGCUUCAUUGAGGAAUGUUCUUUUGUCAGUGAUAAAGAUGCGAGCCUGGCGUUUUUUGAUGAUUGUGUAGAUAAAGUGGAUAUGGAUAAGAGCGGUGAAGUCCGACUGAUAGAACUAGAUGAGUCUUUCAAAAGUGAACAUACUGUUUUUGUGACCCCACCUGAGAUCCCCCGCCUUCCCGAUGGUGAAGAACCUCCGCUACAGUACAGCUAUAAUGGAUUUCCAGUUCUUAGGAACAAUUUAUUUGAGAGACCUGAAGGUUUUCUGCAAACACGAAAGAGCAAGUUGCCUUCCAAAGCAAGUAAUCCAGGCAGUCCGUCACCCAUGUUCAGGAGAACCAAACAGGAAAUUAAAUCAGCCCAUAAAAUUGCCAAGAGGUAUUCGUCCAUCCCGCAGAUGUGGUCUCGGUGUCUGCUGAGGCACUGUUACGGGCUGUGGUUUAUCUGUCUCCCAGCGUAUGUGAAAGUCUGUCACUCGAAAGUCAGGGCUCUGAAAACCGCAUAUGAUGUGCUCCGGAAAAUGCAGUCAAAGAAGAUGGAUCCUCCCGAUGAGGUGUGCUACAGAAUCCUCAUGCAACUCUGCGGACAGUACAAUCAGCCUGUACUUGCAGUCCGAGUGCUUUUUGAAAUGCAUAAAGCUGGUAUUGACCCCAAUGCCAUUACAUAUGGUUAUUAUAAUAAGGCUGUUUUGGAAAGCACCUGGCCUUCCCGAAGCCGUAGUGGCGAUUUUCUUUGGACAAAAGUAAGAAAUGUUAUUUUAGGAGUAGCACAGUUCAAAAGAGUGCUGAAGAAACACCGGCAUUUAUCACAAACAAUUCUCUCAGCAGAUGGCAGUGACCUGGACACCGUUAGUCACGGCAGCAUGGACAGUGCUCGUGGAACUCACACUAUGGAACAGGCACCUUUGAGCACGGGUUUAAUCAAAGUGUAUGGUACUGAGGAUAGAGCUAGUACAGGUGGCCAGUCUGAUCUUGGAUAUAAUUCAUUAUCCAAAGAUGAAAUUAUACCAGGGACUACAUCUAGUGAAGACAUUCAGGGAGAAAAAGAUAAGAAAGGGAGUGAUUCUAGUUCCGUGUCAGAGAGUGAGAGUGCAAAAGGAAGUGCCGAUUGUCUUCCUAAACUCAAUUACCAAAGUACUUCCAGUAUAGUUCGCUCAAGUAAGAACAGCGCUGAAAAACUAUCAGGAGAAAGUGUGGAAAGCACCUCAGACCUGCUCUUAAUAUCAUCUCUUAAGAAUGCAAACGAAAUAGGAAGCAUUCCAAGUAGAUGCUUCAGGAAAAGACAUAAAAGUGACAAUGAACCUAAUUUGCAAUCACAAAUGUCCUGGGGAAAUCGGAACCACAGUCUCAGUGGUGGAGUUCUGAUGGGACUUAUGCUCAACAGAAUUAACCAGGAAGCAGACCCUGGUGAUAUGGUAGAGAAAUUAGGAGCCGAUGCAAAGAUCCUCUCAAAUGCUAUCACAGAAAACACAAGGCCAAAUAGCCUUGAUAUUGGAAAGCCGCCUUUAAGAUCAAAAAGAGACAGUCUCGAAAAGGAAUCCAGUGAUGAGGACACCCCUUUUGAUGGUUCUCAUUCUCUCAUGGAGAAAGUAGAUUCACCCGUGAUUUUUGACCUCGAAGACAUAGACAGUGAAACCGAUGGAGCGAAAGUGGGGUAUGUUAUGAGCCAGCACCCCAAGAAACUUCAGCAUAUGAACAGCAGCUUUUCGGUGAAGCCUUUUGAAAAAACCAAUGUGGUGACGGGAUUUGACCCCCUCUCUCUUUUGGUUGCUGAGACAGAACAACAGCAAAAAGAGGAGGAGGAAGAGGAGGAAGACGAUAGCAAAAGCGUUUCAACCCCCUCAGCUCGGCGGGAUCUAGCUGAGGAGAUUGUGAUGUACAUGAACAACAUGAGCAGCCCUUUGACAAGCCGGACCCCAAGUGUUGAUUUACAGCGGGCAUGUGAGGAUAAAGGGACCACAAAGAAAAGUCCGACUUUGGUCAAGACGUGUAGGAGGUCGAGCCUGCCUCCGAAUUCUCCCAGGCCAGCCAGGCUUACCAAAUCUAAAAGUUACACCAAAAGUGACGACAGGCCACGGGAUAGACUCUGGUCUUCUCCAGCCUUCUCACCAACUUGUCCAUUUCGGGAAGACUCUCAGGAUGCAUUAACCCAUUCGUCACCUUCCUUUAAUUUAGAUACCCUGAUCGUACCUAAAUUGGAUGUUCUGAGGAACAGUAUGUUUACUGCAGGAAAAGGAGUUGCAGAGAAAGCAAGCAAAUGGUAUUCAAGAUUUGCCAUGUACACCACAUCAUCUAAGGAUCAAAGUUCUGAUCGUACCAGUCUUUCUUCAGCGGGAGCCCAGGACUCUGAAUCUGCCUCUCUAACAGAUGAAGAUGCCUGCCAUGACCUGGAAGGAGCCACUUCUUCCCAGGAGAUCAGCACCACUUCCGGGACGAAGGGAACUGAUAUCAACAGAAUAAGCCUGGAAAGUUCUGCCUCCUUAGAAGGAUCCCUGUCAAAGUUUGCCUUGCCUGGAAAAUCAGAAGUAGCGUCUUCCUGCAGCACAAGCAAUGCAAACAUCUUCCAGAACUACGCAAUGGAGGUUCUCAUCUCCAGUUGCUCUCGGUGUAGAACUUGUGACUGUCUUGUCCAUGAUGAGGAAAUCAUGGCUGGCUGGACCGCAGAUGACUCAAAUCUCAACACGACUUGUCCGUUUUGUGGCAAUCUUUUCCUACCCUUUCUGAAUAUUGAAAUAAGAGAUUUAAGAAGACCUGGAAGAUACUUUCUGAAAUCGAGCCCAUCAGCAGAAAACCUGCAUCUUCCGUCCUCUCUGUCCAGUCAGACAAGGCAGUCCUGCAUCUCUGCAUCAGCCUCCGGUCUCAACACAUCUGUGGUCUCUGUUCAAGGGAAUUUUGAUCUAAAUCGCAAAUCUAAACUGCUGGAAAGUUCAUGUGCCCGAAGUAUUCAGAUCCCUACGGAUAGGUCAAAUGCAGCUCUGUCAAAAUGUCCAAUAUUCCCAAUGGCCAGGAGUGUAAGCACUUCCUGUUCUUUGGAUAAGGAUGACACUGGGAGACAGAAGCUCAUCCCAACAGGCAGCCUGCCAGCCACUCUACAAGGAGCUACAGAUUCCUUGGGGUUGGAAUGGCACCUCCCUAGCCCAGACCCUAUCACUGUUCCAUACCUUAGUCCUUUGGUGGUAUGGAAGGAACUUGAAAGCUUACUGGAAAAUGAAGGCGAUCACGCAAUAACGGUGGCAGACUUUGUGGACCAUCAUCCAAUUGUAUUUUGGAACCUGGUGUGGUAUUUUAGACGUCUUGAUUUGCCCAGUAACUUACCUGGAUUGAUUCUUUCUUCUGAGCACUGUAACAAGUAUUCAAAGAUUCCUCGCCACUGUAUGUCUGAAGAUAGUAAAUAUGUCCUGAUCCAGAUGUUGUGGGACAAUAUGAAGUUGCAUCAGGACCCCGGCCAGCCCCUGUACAUCCUCUGGAAUGCGCACAGUCAAAAUCGUACUCUUUUGUUUGAGACCCAGAAGUAUCCAAUGGUCCACUUAUUGCAAAAAGGUGAUAAUUCAUUUAACCAGGAGCUCUUGAAAAAUAUGGUAAAAAGCAUAAAAAUGAAUGAUGUCUAUGGGCCAAUGAGUCAAAUUUUAGAAACACUGAAUAAGUGUCCUCACUUUAAAAGACAGAGGAGUUUAUAUAGAGAAAUACUAUUUCUGUCACUUGUGGCAUUGGGAAGAGAAAACAUUGAUAUCGAUGCUUUUGAUAAAGAGUACAAGAUGGCGUACGACCGGCUCACCCCAAGUCAGGUCAAGAGCACCCACAACUGUGACAGGCCCCCGAGCACGGGUGUGAUGGAAUGCCGCAAGACCUUCGGAGAACCUUAUCUUUAGAAGAUGUGUGUACACCCUCAAGAUGUAUUUAUAGUCUGUGUGUAUAAAAUAACACUUUUAGACUCGAAACUUUUUUCCUUCAAUUUUUGGAAAUGCAUUUGUAAAUGGUUCAGAAAGUUGAGAUUAUUGAUGUACAGAAUGUUUUAAGGACAGAAUAGGGAGCAAGCCCCUUCCGUUUCCUCUGUCUUUCUUUUUCUUUUUUUUCUUUCAUUCUCCUGUAACAAGUGACAAGUAUUUUUAUGGUGAGGAAAUCCCUAAACAAAAUUAGUUACUAUAAAACAAAACAGCUAUCUUAGGGCUUCUCCUGGGAGAGACUUAUUGGGGGAGGGAGUUGAAGGGUGGAAAUCAUGUAUGGAUCCUACACAAAUGUAAGAUAAAUGUAUCUCCUGUGUUUCAUAGAUUAUUCAAAUGUUUUAACCAUGGAGUUGUAUUAUACAUAUUUUAAAUUGUUUAUAGUAAGUUGAUAUUUUUUUUAAUUUUUAAACUUAAUAUAGCAAACCUAAAAUGAAUUUAAACUUAUGGAAUAAGCAAUGAAGUGCUUACUUUCUUUGCUAUAUGAAGUCAUGAGUGCAGGUCGACACACGUACAUGCAUCUAUUUAUUACUUGGGGGAUGAUUCGGAAAUGUCAGUCUAGGGUCAGGGUUGUCCAAGGAUUGCCUGCAAAAAGGCAAGUCGAGAUGCCGACUGCUCAGACUGACCUGAUGAGGCUGGAGGAGAACUGUGUCUAUGUCUGCUUCUGCAAAAUCAGGUCUGACAUUGCCUGAUUCCAGAAUGUUCCCUAUUGCUGAGUAGCAGUGAAUGCCCAGGGGAAAGAGCUUCUGAAGCCAAAUACCAAUUUAAAUCUUAGUCUACACGAGUAGUCUAUCUACCAGAAAGAUAUUAGAGCUGGGAGGGCAUUUGCCUUGCAUGUGACUUGCCUGGUUCAAUCCCCAGCAUCCCAUAUGGUCCCCUGAGCCCUCCAGAAGUGAUUUCUGAGCAUAAAGUAAGAGUAAGCCCUGCAGACGACCAGGUGUAACCCCCAAACACCAAAAAAAAAAGGUAUCCAUUUACUGUAUUUCAGAUGUUCCCCUUAUUUUAAUAGCUAAAAUAUUGGAUGUGAAACAAAUUGAAGUAUAAACUGUUUAUCAAAAAUAUGACCUACUAGAGUAUUAUGUUGAUAUUAUAUAUUUUAAAUAUAUUUUCAAAAGUAGCUCUCUAAAAGUACAGCCCAGUUAGAAUUUCCCAUAUUGUGGAACUUUUUCAGGGAGUCUUCAGAAUCUGAAGUUUAUAAAACAUAACUCAGAAAUAUUCAGAAAUAAGACAAUAAAUUGAGUAUUUAUCGUGGACAUUAGUCUCAUAAAAAUAUUUUAGUGAUGUUAUUUCUAAUAGCAUUUUCAGUGGCUAAUUUCUGAUUUUAAAAAAUGUUUGGUAAUUCGUAAUAUUCAGAUAUUUUCAGUAUGUAUGUAUCUAUAUGUGCACACGUAGGCAUUAAUGAAGAAAUUCUCUGGUCAGUUUCAAAGAAGAAGGAUGGGGGGUGGAAACCGUUCCAAUUGGUAGGUAUAGACCCAGGAGAACCCAUCACAUUGGGUCCAAAGAGCUCAAGGAGCAUUGAGACUUGGAAUCAUUUUAGCUGAGGGGGGAAAAAAAACACAUUUUGAGUUCAAAACCAACUCAGUUUGAACACAAAUUGAGUUCAGUAGUGACAAGUACUAACUAAGGCAUUCCACAGCUUUCUACUCCAGGAAAUAAUAGGGAGAAUUAAAAACUAAAAUUCUAGUUCACUUCGUUCAAGGCUAAACUUGUUUACUUGAAAAAUCUGGUGCUAUGCACAUCUCCCUGCCUCCUCUGUGAAUCCCGCCCUGGUCUUACCUUCUUCAGCAUCAUUCAAGCUUCACAUCCUGGUUGAGUCUGUGUUCUCUACAUUAGUCAGAAGUUGUCAAAUGAGAGAAAUAUUUGUUAGAUUCGCCUUUGGGCAUUAACUAUCCAAAAAUAAAAUCUUUUCAAACUGGU